Messenger RNA from Triplophysa dalaica, 6633 nucleotides. RefSeq lists its product as uncharacterized. The record is from RefSeq and is a predicted model, not a curated record. Gene Ontology annotation, biological process: positive regulation of calcineurin-NFAT signaling cascade. Bases 391 to 6033 code for a protein of 1880 amino acids. The transcript is spliced from 2 exons. Gene Ontology annotation, cellular component: Z disc. Lineage: Eukaryota; Metazoa; Chordata; Actinopteri; Cypriniformes; Nemacheilidae.
UUCUAUUUCACCUGUCGCUCACUAGACACCAGAGAGUUGUAUGGCUAACUCCUUCCUGUGUGACAACUCUGGCCUUACCGGCAGCUAUUUUGUUGGUGUUGUUCAGUUUUGUAAGCGAACAUAUGAACAUGGAUUUGUACCAUGAACUUUUGUCUUUUUUUAACUAAAGGACUGGGUCAUUGUGUUUUUAUUCGGACAUCUUCAAAAAGUGACCUGUGGGAAAUGUACUGCAAUAUACAGGAUUUAUUAAACUUUUGACUUCUGGAUUUGUCUUGGGACUCAAUACAGAACUUUUAAAAAGAAUUUCACAAUGUGAUGUGACAUUGUUAUGCGAUGACAAUGCCUGGUAAUUCCGCAUCAGACUGAAGGAACUAGGCAUAGACAUUCAUUAUGAGCAACCAGGAUAAGUUCCAUACAGGCCACAGAACAAGCAUGCUACACCUCCGCUAUCUUGCUAGUUUUAUGGAUGAAAUAGACCGGGAGGUAGUGAGCCUGACGGAUCGAGCUUUCAAGAGUCUGUGCAUUGGAGAUGAAGCAAUCUACAACGACUCAGAGUUCUCCCCUUGCCCAGUCAGCUGUCACAAGCCACGAGUGGAGGAAGUCUCAAAAAAUACCCAAGAGAGCUCAUGUUCUGCUGUCAAUAAAGUUCACUCAUACCUGCUAAAUCGAGAAAAUGAUGCACUUGGGAGACCAAAAAAGACCUCAUCCAAGGACACAUCACAUUUUGCUGUGUUUUCUGCCAAGAAGAAUAGUGAAUGCACUAAAAUGAUAAAUGGUGAAUCAUGGGACAAAUCUGCUUUUCUCAGUAUCAAGAGGGAGCUCUCAGAGCUUUCCUCAGAUUAUCACAGUAUAACGGUGGAACAGUUUUCCUCAGCCAAUAAUAAAGUUUAUUCAGACGAGAAAGGAUAUGCCAAGAAAUCAAGCAAGGAUGCAUCAAUUCCCUCAAGAAAAUCCUCUAAGUGUAAACAUGAAAACAACAAACUGAAAAAACUAAAUUCCAAAAACGUUUUCCUUCAUAGUGAAUUCAGCCCAUUCCUGUCAUGGAGAGAUUUAAAUACAUUUUAUAUGGGGCAGGAUCACAUUUCAGAGAUUAUGCUGAGCAACAGACAAUCCAAAUGGUACGACUCACCUCUUUACAAGGAAUUAACAGCUGCACAUGAACACUAUAAAUUACAUGUUACCCCAACAGAGGACAAAGACGUUGAGAAUUGUCCAAAACAAACAGAGACUCAUCAGGUUAAAGUGCAACCUGACUCUGUACAAUCCACAUCAACCAGUACACCACCAAAACCAAAGAAAGAGAAACAGUGGGGUCAACAUGAUAUUGUCUCCAAGGCUCCUCUGCUUACCACCGAAAAGAGAUGUAAUUCAGAAAAGGUGGAAUCUUGUGUCCCCUGGCGAAAAAACAAAACUAGGGCAAAAAGUGCCAUUCCUUUGGGACUCUCUCUAAUUACUUUACCAGUCUACGAGGGGACAAAAGCUGGAGAGGAAGGUGCCCAGCCAAUUGAAAAAGAGGUAAAGACAAUAGAGGACCAGACCUCCUCAAGUUCAACUCCUUUCAGCAUUUCACAUUUGUUGACACCAGUGAUACUCUCGAGACAAGGCACAGGAACCUCAGAGAUAUUGCAAGCUGUGCUCCCACCUACUGCUCUGGAUGUCCCACGGAUUCCGGAGAGAGAGAUGCAUCCAUCACCUGAGAUUAAGCGAGAGGUGUACAAAUCUAUGGCAUCAAGUUUGUUAUUUAGUCUCAAGGACAAUCGAAAACGAGUUAAGGCCAUGUAUAGCCCACCCAAGUUUAAAGGUUUAGAUUUGACAGGUCAAAACAAAGAGUUGCCUUUGCCUGAAGUACCCAGUUCGAAAGAUGUGCUUAAAAUUCCAGUUUCAAAAGCAACAACUAUUUCACCUGCUCGUCAAAAAAACAUUAUCUCUCCUCUCUUAGAAUCUGCAGACACCCAGAAUUGUUCUCCUCAUGGAUAUGCUAAAGGAGGUGUGCCAGAUGACUAUUUGGCAUUAAGUCUGCUUCAAUCAGGUGGGUCAGCAAACAGACCUCUAAAAUCAAACAGGAAUCCUUUAGCAAUCAGGAUGGCAUACCCCUCAUUACAGCUGUAUGGAAAGGCUAGUGUUGAGGAGAGUCAUUUCAAAGCACAUUGUCAAACUGUGGUAAAUACCAGCUCGCAGGUUUUCACAGAUAAAGCCAUCAAUUCUGAGCACAUCAAAUAUCGUGACACACACAGCAAUCUAAAUAUAUUAGUUCAAGGUGUUAAUGAAGAGCAGCAGGAAAAAAUACCCAUUCUUAGUUUAAUUAGAGAAAGGGCUUACAAAAACAGGUCUGUAAAAAGCCCAUACGCAAAUUCAACAAAAUGUGAUGACAAUAAGGACAAGCUAGAAACUAGCACAACAGUCAGCAUGCAGAAACUCCCUGUCAAAGAGAAAGAAUCUAAUAGAAAGGAAGACAGAGCAAAACACUUAUUUUCGGCAAGACAGAACAACUUCAUUAAAAGUCAAAGAAUUAUAAGCAAAGAUGAUGAUGAUAAUGACAAUGAUGAUGAUAAUAGUUCAAGUGCAGACAAAGUGCUGUUGGCUAUAAAGGAUAAACAUUUUAUUAAUGUAUUGUCCAGGCAUUCCAAAAAGGCAAAAACCAAAGAGCUAGAACAGGGUCAAUAUAACACAGGUUUUCAUCAAGAUAAAGGAAUGAUUGGCGCAUCAACAUUAAAAGAAAGUGCUAAUGUAAAAGAAGAAACUACUACUGAAAAACAGAGCAGUUUCAUAUCAAUAAGCAAUUCAGAAACUCAAAAAGAACAAGUAAAAAAUGAGUCCAUGUCUAUGAAAGGAAAUAUUUAUGCAAAAAGAGCAUUAUUUGUGUCAAUGGAACAGGUGGCGAAUAAGACAACUGUAACAUUCAAGAAAGACAACACUGUCAUAGAUAAAUAUGACUGGGCUAAAAUGGCUUUAGAGAAAGUAAUUGCUGAUAGAGAGCAAAGAAAAUUGAAAAGUAAAGUUGUUUCAAAUCAAAAAAUUGUAGUCAUGGAUAGAAAUAGAGUUGGUUGUGAGUUAUCUACUAAUGAACAUGAACAAAAGACAAGUAUGUUUGAAAGAAAUAGGGGUACAAACACCAAAGAUGGAAAAAGUCAGAAUAAUGCAUCUGCAUUUAAAACAAACAAGCAGGCUGUUCAAAUGAUGUCAGAGGAUGUGGUAACCAAAUAUGAUGAUAGUGAAGAAAGUAACAGAUAUAAAGUCAACGGUAAUAAUAUUUUUAGACUCCAAGAAAAAGAGUUGGCUAAAAAUAUAGGUCAUCCAAAGGUGGGAACCAAUAUAGGUAAUCUUUUGGAAAGUAGAAAUAUUCAUAGUUCUGGCCAAUGUGAGGAAGAGUUGGGAAAUAUGAAACUAUGUUUUUUCCAUACACCUGAGGUACCUCCAAGAAGAGGAAGAAGUACUUCUGAAGGUAAUAGCAGAGUAGCUGAGAAGACAAUGAAAAAUAAAGAGUUAAAAAGUGAAGGUGGCACAUCAUUCAAGACUGAGGAUAUGGAAAGUAGAGAAGCCAGUACAUUUUGUCAAAGUCAAUCAAAGAAUCGAGGUCAAGUGAAGGGAAAUGUAUCAGCUCUAAAAGAAAUAUAUGACAAAGAAAGUGGGAUGCCAUGCAAAAAUGUUCAGAUGUAUGAGUUUGCUGGAAAUACUAGUUCAGAAAAAUCUAAAGACGAAAGGCCCAAUGACCAGUCUCCAAAACAUAAAACAAAACAUAAAACAAUUAUUCCAAAAGUCACAGUCAGUUCCACGGAAAGUGAAUCUUUCAACAAGGAGAUGGAUUCAGAGAAUAAAAGAACAUUUGAAAGUCCAUCCAAAGCAUCAGAAAAAAGGAAGGCAGAAUGUGAUUCACAGAGAGAAUACAAUGACACACAAGACUUCCAAAAGACCACCGUCAGUGAUCUCACAAACAACAGACAAGAAAUGCAAGACUGCAAAGUAAAUGGAACAGAGAAAAGGGAAGAGGGUUCUGACAAAUUAAAGGAGCCAGGAAACAGUUAUAACAAAUACAAAGGUCAAUGCCAAAACUACGUGAAAGGGUUUAUAAGUGAGCUUCUUGGACUUUCAAACGAAAAAGAAAGUCUUAACUGUGAUUUAGAAAAAGUCAUAAUUGUGGGUGAACAUGAUGAAAACCCUACUAAAGUUGAUUUGUUCUUUGAGGCUAUAAAUGCAAAUCAAAGCAGAAAGGACAGCAUUACAGUACAUGACAUUCUUGAACACUCUCCAUCCUUAUCGUCGUUACACGGUAAACAAACACCUCACAGCAGUCUGCAUCCAAAGGAAAAGGAACUUUUCUUAUCGCAUGAAUCAGAACGGGUGUCACAGUCACAUCUAGAGCUUUUGACAAGCAAUCUGGAGGUUCAUAAAUUAGAUGAGAAGGAGGAUUCCUGUACUUUUGGCAACCAUGAAAGUGAGUCUGAUGUCUCGAACAGGGUAGUGUCUCCUCUCACUGAUGUGAAGAAAAAAGGAUGUGUACACUGCUUGUCUGCUCGCAAUCUAACACAAGUAUCAAAUAAUAUGUCCCUUACAGAGCUACCUGAGACAACGCAACCAUUGUCUCUGAGGGAGAGCUUAAAUGAGCCUAGAAAUGGUGAAGAAAAUCUGGAACGCUUCAAGAACUGUGUUCAUUCUAAAGUUGCCCUGUCUUCUAUACCAGACAAGAGCCCACAGGCAAACCAACCAGCAGCGCUGCAUCUCAUGUCCCCUCUAGCCACUCAGCCUCCCUCAGUCAAGGAGGGAACGUUGUCGAUUGGAAGUGUCUCUGUGUCUGAAGAGGAGGAACAAUGUUCUGCUGUGAGCACUUUGUCUGAGGGCGUGGACAGCUGCACUGCACUGACAGAUACAGAGGGAUCCAAGGCACCCAGUGAAAGAUCUGGAUCAGUCUGCAGCGGAAAAGACAGUCACGGUCAGAACAAGCCACCUGUUGUUCCUCCAAAAACCGAGAAAGCUAUGCGCCGUGCCAUGAAGCUUACCACGAGGAGGAUGCAUAAAUCCGAAGCCAAGAGCAGAUAUGAGUGUAGAGGCAGGAGCAGUGAAAAAGGUAUCAGACACGAAAAUGAGAGGAGUCAUUACAGCACUGACAAAACGGAAGGUGACAGAUCAGAACGCAGGUCAAUCAGCGGUUACAGACACAGCAGUCAACACAGCGAACAUUAUCUUGAGGACACACUUGAGCCUAAAACACAAAGAAGUGAGAAACAGUUAAGACACCUUUCUAAUAAAGGUCAAGACAGACAAACCAACAAAGUUGUUGAUUCAAAGAGCCACAGCACUGAGAAAAAACAUAAACAAUCAAACGACAUUGAUCAUUUGGAGAAGAGUAAUAAAAAUAAUAACAUUGACCGAAUGAGUCGAAACAAUGAAAAAUAUGUACCCAACAAACAGGAGCGCAGGACUCAAAGUUUGGAUAGAUUUUUAAGGGAUAAACAUGAAGACAAGUCUAACAGCUUUGAACAAACUGAGGAGGAAGUUAAUUCUGAGUUGUUGACAGGUGAAUUGCAUAACUCUACUUCAAAGGCACUACCUUUGCCACAAAACACCAUUGAACAUACUUAUGCACCUGCUACCAACAUUUUAGCACAGUCCUUUCCAAUCACACAGCGGAAGCUUUUACAGGACCCUGAUUCAGGACAGUACUUCCUGGUGGACAUGCCAGUACAGGUCAAAUCAAAAACUUUCUUCGACCCAGAAACCAAAGGUUAUGUGCAAUUGCCGAUACAGUCUGCCGAGGAUGGCAUACGCCAAGGACCGCCAUUGGAGGUUAUGAACACACCACCACUUGUGCUAUAUCAUAGCUUUGUUCCUGUGCCUUUCUCAACCAUACCUUCACAGAAAUCUAUUAUCAGGACCACAGGAUCUAUGAAUAUCCCUGAUGACCUGGAUGACUUUGAAACUGGCAAGAAACAAAUGCAGGGGGACUUCUUUCAGACACAAGAGGUACAUCCUUACAUCGAGCCUGCAUAUAUAUCACAAGAACACACACCUGAACAAGAAAUUGAUAGUGUGAGAUGAAAGCACUAUGGACCGGUGGAUGGUCCAGACAUUAAUUGUGGCUGAAUUUAGGGCUUUGCAUUAAAUUUAAACUAAAACAGCUUUUACACUCUUAAAAAAAUGUGCUUCAAUAUGUUCUUCACUACGAUGCCAUUAAAUAAACAUUUUAGGUUCCACAAAGAACCAUUUACUUAAAGGUCAUAAAUAGCAUUUUUUUAUUUUUAUAAUCCAGAUGAUGCGUUCCAACUACAAAGAACCUUUUGUGAAACAGAAAGUUGGAUGUUAAAGAUUUUUUAUGGAACCGUUCAGCCAAAAAUCAUUCUUCUAUAGCAUCAUGAAGUCCCUUUUUGUUUUAAGAGUGCAUCAUGUGCCAUCAAAACUUGCAAUAUAGUCCAACUAGAUUUGUUUUUGUAUGUAUGCUGUUCAUUGUUAAUAUAAGAAGGAGAUUGUAAAUGUUUCAUUUUUAUUAAAGUUAGGCAAUACGCUACUGUAGCUCUCUUACUCUUUAAAGCAAACACUAAUUUGUUGAAGUGUUUAAUAAAGAGAUAAUUUUUUACUUUGUGCCAUAUUGAACAUUGGCAAAUGUUGUUUGCAUCACUUUAGGAGAAACAUUUUUUUGGA